GCGACUGACGAACAGCAGCAGUGAGUAGCACGGUCCACAAGUUCGCUGAAGUCUGCGUCGAUCAACAUGCGCUCAGCUCCGACUCCUGCAGAAACGGAUCGAAAUUGAGGAUUCGCGCGAGUCGUGACUCCCAGCUCGUUGGAGGUUCGACGGGAGGCGGUUUGACGAUCGAGCGCUUCUAUGUCUUCUUCUGCAACUCGGGAAUGAUGCUUCGGGCGAUCUCGGUUCUGGUCCAGCCUCGGUUCAUCCUCGUCUUCCUCGCCCUCUCCGUCCUCUUCGUUUUCGCUUUCUCGUUCUCGAGACAGAGAGGGGACCACCAAGACCACCAAGAAGAAGAAGUGCCUGAAAUUACCCACAGAGUAUACUUGGAUGUUGACAUUGAAGAACAGCAUUUCGGUAGAAUUGUGAUUGGAUUAUAUGGCGAGGUGGUGCCAAGAACUGUAGAAAAUUUCCGGGCUUUGUGCACAGGGGAAAAGGGCAAGAGUGCCGGUGGGAAAAAACUCCACUACAAAGGAACACCUUUUCACCGUAUAAUAUCUGGCUUCAUGAUUCAAGGUGGAGAUAUUAUCUAUGGUGAUGGAAGAGGAUAUGAAUCUAUAUAUGGUGGCACCUUUGCUGAUGAGAAUUUUAGGAUAAAGCAUUCCCACGCAGGUGUCAUUUCCAUGGUGAAUUCGGGCCCUGACUCUAAUGGAUCUCAAUUCUUUAUUACCACAAUCAAAGCCAGCUGGUUGGAUCGAGAGCAUGUUGUUUUCGGCAGGGUAAUUCAAGGCAUGGACAUUGUCUAUGCAAUUGAAGGUGGAGCUGGAACAUACAAUGGAAAGCCCAGAAAGAAAGUCAUAGUCGCCGACUCUGGAGAGAUUCCGAGAAGUAAGUGGGACGAGGAAAGGUGACCACCUUUUAUUUUUGGGUACACGCAGUUAGGCUAACUGGCAUGAGAGCCCCAAUCUCAUUACCUGGACUUAGAAGCGAGGUUCUCUCCUUUGAUCUACAUAUGUCGCCCCUUGUCUUUUGUCCUGAAAGCUGGCUACCCCAGCUAACUCCAACGGUCACAAUUAACAGUGUCACAGUUCUUGGAAAUGCCAUAGGGUUGUUAUUUUGUACCCGGAGUUCUACGGUGUAUUCUUUGUAGAUGAAUAGGUUCACACAACUAUUUUUCUGGCCUUUUGCUUUGGUCUGCUCUUCCAUUCACGAGCUAAUCUACAGGAGUGUGGUCUCAUCACCAAGUCCACGAGGUACGAGUCCUGAUAAGAAUUUCACCUCCCGGUCGAUGUGAUUGAUACAAAGUUUGAACAGAUAAAGUGUGCGCCUGAGGGGAAUUUCUUGCCUGAUUUUGGUAUUUG
Messenger RNA from Rhodamnia argentea, 1340 nucleotides. RefSeq names its product peptidyl-prolyl cis-trans isomerase CYP21-1. Gene Ontology annotation, biological process: protein peptidyl-prolyl isomerization; protein folding. Gene Ontology annotation, molecular function: peptidyl-prolyl cis-trans isomerase activity. The record is from RefSeq and is a predicted model, not a curated record. NCBI's taxonomy places the organism in Eukaryota, Viridiplantae, Streptophyta, Magnoliopsida, Myrtales, Myrtaceae. Gene Ontology annotation, cellular component: intracellular membrane-bounded organelle. The transcript has 7 exons. The coding region runs from base 204 to 890 and encodes 228 amino acids.